UUGUAACCGGAAACCUUCAAAGAAUCAAGAGUUCCUAGUUGAGAAUCAGAGCAGUUCAGAGAGGUUUGCGCUGCGGUUUUAUUGUAUAUGUGUGUGAAUGAGCUGUAUUGUGUACUUUUGAGAGAGAAUCGGUAGAAAUAGAGCAUGAGCGCCCAUCACGAGUCGGAGCCGAAGCUGUACCGCUACAGCAGGACGGUUUGCGGCGUCUUCACUCAGGUCCUGUGCGCGCUGUUCAGCGUCUUCAUCACUGUUCUGAGCAGACCUGGGUCCAGUCUGUUCUCAUGGCAUCCGUUUCUUAUGACCCUCGCUUUCUCCUUCUUCAUGACCGAAGCCAUUCUGCUGUUCAACCCUUAUUCAUCUCCCAUCAAGAAGCUGAAGCACAAGACUAAAGGCCGCUUGCACUGGAUCCUGCAGGGUUUGUGUGUUUGCUGCGCAGCUGCAGGUCUGGCCGCCAUCUUUUACAACAAAAACCUGAACGACAAGCCUCACUUCACCUCAUGGCAUGGGUUGAUAGGAGUUUUAACGGUCUCUGUCGUGGGGCUGCAGUCGCUCGGAGGGCUUCCGCUCCUCUAUCCCAAACUCGCCAAAGGCUGGUCGCUGGCUAAACUGAAGCGCUACCACGCCGCCUCCGGUUUACUCACGUACCUGCUGGGCAGUUUGAGCUUGUUUCUCGGACUGUGUUCGGCGUGGUUCACCAGCAGCGUCAGCGGGUACGUCUGGUACCUGGCUGUCCUCUGUCCCGUUCUGUGCGCUCUGGUCGUUAUGAAUCAGGUAACGAAUGCUUACAUGGCCCGCAAACCAAUGCAGUACUGAAACAAGACACUCAAGGCUUGCAAACCUGGAAUGAUACAGACAUUUAAGUGGACCAGAGUUGUAAGUUACUGAGCUAAUUUUAUUGUUAAUUAUGUAAAUGUUUUUU
This is a messenger RNA of Carassius carassius (crucian carp), 919 nucleotides long. It is a transcript of the gene cyb561d2, whose product is annotated as transmembrane reductase CYB561D2. Lineage: Eukaryota; Metazoa; Chordata; Actinopteri; Cypriniformes; Cyprinidae. Gene Ontology annotation, molecular function: transmembrane monodehydroascorbate reductase activity. Bases 145 to 813 code for a protein of 222 amino acids. The record is from RefSeq and is a predicted model, not a curated record. The transcript has 3 exons. Gene Ontology annotation, cellular component: endoplasmic reticulum.